Molecule: messenger RNA, 686 nt
Organism: Cladocopium goreaui
Lineage: Eukaryota; Dinophyceae; Suessiales; Symbiodiniaceae
Source: the annotation of a GenBank genome assembly
CCUGGCACAAGGAAAGCCACAAUGGGAGACCUGAGCCGCCUAGAUAUGGACAAAGAUACUCUUUUGAGCAGAUGGCGGCACUUGACCAGGUACCACAUGCACGGCUCCAAUAGUUCGGACGCAGGAGCCUUUCACCAUGAAAAACUGAAGGUAUUCAUGUGGGCUGUGGAUGUGGAUAUGUUGGGCUUUGAGGAAUUUGUGGAUCAAUGUCGCCAGGAGAGCUUCCCAGAUCUCUGUGCAGACAAGAUUCCAGAGACAUGUACUGCCCCUGCACGAAAAAGACUUGGAUCCGUAUCUUCGGGCACCGACAUUGACAAGAUCAGAAAGUGUGCAACCUUGGUGGUCCAGUUGUGAUGCAUCUCGAGGUGUUAAACUGGAGGUGUCGUUGGUGCAAACCGUGACUCCUACACCAUUUUCGCCGCGGCUGUGCACAUGGUGUCCGCGGCAUUUUUGUGGAAACUGAGGUAGUUCCUUCGCCUGGGAAGGCUUUGAUUCUUCUUCAAUGCCACCAAAAUGGCAACAACAGCUGAAACCAUAUAGAAUCACAGCAGAUUGGUAAGGAUUUCCAAUCAAUGCAGAUUCCCAUAACCCGCUGGCUCCUAUAUAAGUUCGUGAAGGGGACAGCACAGGGGGCGGCUGAACUGACCUGUCAGAACAUUGUACCGGAGACUUUCGAUGAAUUUCUU